AUGGGGGACAAACUAUCUAUCGAUGAGGCGAACAAGAUUCGCCUGUCUAUGGGCAUGUCUGCUCUUCCCGGUGGAAGUGCAUCUGCAGCGCCCGCAGCACCCUCAGGUCUCGACUUCAAACCCGCUCACGUUGACGACGAUCCCGAUGCAGAGCCCGCAAGCACUAUCGACUCGCGCGAGGCGGCCGCCUCGGACAACUGGAGGAAGUUGGAGGAUGAGAGACUGGCCAAGCUCAGGCGUGAAGAGCGUGCUGCUAAGAUCAAGAAGGAGCGCGAGAAGGCGUCGCGUUUUGCAAAGCUCGAGGGCAAGGGGCUUGCUGAUGAAGAAGAUGUCGACGAUGAUAUGGCAUGGUUGAAGAGCAGCAAGAAGCGUCAGAAGAAGAUCGCCAAAGAAGAGCAGAUGCGCAAGGAGCUUGAAGAGCGUGAGCGUCAGGCGCUUGAGGCUAUGCAAUAUACCGACAAGGACCUGGCGGGUGUCAAAGUUGGACACGAGCUUGACCAAUUUGACGACGAAGACCAGAUUCUUGUUCUCAAAGACACUGCAGUUGAUGCCGAAGACGAAGACGAGCUGGAGGCGGUUGCGCUGAGGGAGAAGGAGCGACUGCAGGACCGGCUCGAUUCCAAGAAGCGAAAGCGUGCGUACGAUCCCAAUGACAUGGACGAGGGUGGCCAGAAGUCGAUCCUCGGGCAAUACGACGAGGAGAUUGAAGGCAAGAAGGGCAAGGCGUUCACACUGGACGGUAAGGGGCGUACAGUCGAAGACAUGCAAGCAGAAGUUGCAGGUGCGACAAGGCCAAAGAAGGUGGCUAUCAGCUUGGAUAUACUCAAGGAAGACGCGCCCGCCAGCGACUACAUGGAUGUUUCAGAAGUCAAGAUGAAGAAGCCUAAAAAGAAGAAGAGCAAGAAGUCCAAGCGAGAACACAUUGCAGAUGAAGAAGAUUGGUCCAUGGCCCCUGCCGAGGAAACUGCAGUUGAUGGCAUGGAUGUUGAUGGUGGUGAAGCCGCUGCACCACAGCAGAAGAAGAAAAAGGUCUUUGACGAGUCGUUCGUAGACGAUGAUGAUCUUCAGGCAAAUCUCGCAGCUCAGCGUCAGAAAGCCCUCAAGAAGCGCAAGAAGAUACGACCCGAGGACUUGGCACGGCAACUACGUGAGGAGGCAACGACACCUCAGCCAGACGUGCUCGAUUCUACCGAAGACGGUGAAGCUGGUCUGGUCAUCGACGAAACCACCGAGUUCGUACAGAAUUUGGGUGCUGGUGGAGACGACGAAGACGAAGCUCGUCGAAAACGUAGGAAGUCCAGCCAUAUCUCCGAGGGAACCAAGUCGAUGGGUGAUAUCGGAGUCGCUGAUGAAGAUGGUGAUGUGGACAUGGGCCAAUCCUAUGCUGAAGCAGCCGAGGCAGAGGAAACUCGGAACCGCAGCGUAUCUCGGGCUCGCUCUGCUGAUAUUACCGAGACUGGUCUCGAGGCUGAGAAGACUAUUGACCAGGGUAUGGGUGCCACACUCGCCCUACUCAAGCAACGAGGCCUAGUCAAGGAGUCCGACGCCAGCGACAAGAACACCCUCUACCGCGAACGCCAAAAGUUCCUUGCCGACAAGCUCAAGGCUGAAGCGGAAGCCGAACGCCAACGCAAGAUUGCUCGUGAGCGCGAACGAGGCUCUGCCCGCUGGAACAACAUGACCCCCCGCGAACGCGAGGAAUGGGCCCGCAAGAACAACACCAGUGCGGACAUGGUAGAGAGCCGUCGCCUCGCCGAUCUCUUUAACAAGGAGUACACACCCAACGUUGAGCUCAAGUACGUCGACGAGCACGGCCGCCAGAUGAACCAGAAAGAAGCCUUCAAGCAGCUCAGUCACCAGUUCCACGGCAAGGGCAGUGGAAACACAAAGACGAAGAAACAUCUCGACAAGGUUGCUGCUGAGAAGAAGAAGAUGGCUGAGAGUUCGCUCGAGGCUAGUCGUAGUGGCGGCGGUGGACUGGGCAAUGCGUUUGACGACCAGGCCAAGAAGAAGGGUACGGCGGGUGUGAGACUGCAGUAA
Molecule: messenger RNA, 2040 nt
Organism: Pyrenophora tritici-repentis Pt-1C-BFP
Lineage: Eukaryota; Fungi; Ascomycota; Dothideomycetes; Pleosporales; Pleosporaceae
Product: DNA binding protein SART-1
Biological process (GO): maturation of 5S rRNA; mRNA cis splicing, via spliceosome
Cellular component (GO): U4/U6 x U5 tri-snRNP complex
Source: RefSeq, a predicted model, not a curated record